Molecule: messenger RNA, 1371 nt
Organism: Aspergillus uvarum CBS 121591
Lineage: Eukaryota; Fungi; Ascomycota; Eurotiomycetes; Eurotiales; Aspergillaceae
Product: GNAT family N-acetyltransferase
Exons: 2
Coding region: 470-1225 (251 amino acids)
Molecular function (GO): acyltransferase activity, transferring groups other than amino-acyl groups
Source: RefSeq, a predicted model, not a curated record
CUGGUUUCCGGAAGUUGGCCGUCACAGCAGCAGCGUCGGGGGCCGCGGGGACCGUGACGCAUUGCUCCCGCGAAUCCGCUCAGAAAGAAGAAAAUUGCAGCCUGGUCCAGCUCAGUCAGUAGCCAGGAACGGGCGCAGUCACACCAGAAGCUUAAAUUUGAUUAGUAUUGUGUUGAGUUAUGUUGGUUGUGUCGAUGGCUGAGUCAACAGCCAAGCUUUCUUGAGUCUCGGGGAGGAUCGCUGGAUCGCUUGGUUUUUCUGCUUCCCUUUUCCCUUUCCCUUUCCCUCUCUUUCAUUACUUCAUCUUAACUUCGGAACAUCGGAAGCAAUCCGAGCUCAAUGAUGUCAAUGACCAACAGCAAAUCUCCAUCAUGCAAUAAAAUUUGCAGGUAUCAUUUAGCAGGAUGAAAAUCAGUCGCAACAGCAAUACCCGAACAAGCUUAAGUCCAAUCCUGCAGCAACAACGACGAUGACGCCCACGCCUCUUUCCGCUGCGAUCAGCUCCUCCGUUCGUCAGUCCUACCGCCUUCUCCGACCGGCCGUCAUCCUUACCCGCGUCAGCAGCAGCAGCAGCAGCAGCAGCAGCAAUGCCAGCUUAAAUCUCCACUAUGCUACCCCCUCAGAUGCCUCCCAGCUGACCGACGUAUUCCUCAAUUCCUUCUCCGAUGCCUUCAACCGGCGCUUAUUCCCCCUAACCGACGAUGUGCGCACCUGGUGGUUCGAGGCAUUCACCCGCGACCUGGAGGAGACCGGGAAACCCGCAUCCGGCAGCACAAUCCUCACAAUCGUGGACGAAAGCCAGAAGGAUCCGGUGAUUGCAGCCUUUGCCAAGUGGAAGCUGUACUCCGGCGAGCAACAGCAACCCCAGCCACCACAGCUGGACGAGCAGGGUCUCGCGCAAAGAUGGCCCCCAAGCGCCGAUCAGAAAUUGUGUGAGGGAUUUUUCGGGAAGAUGGACCAGGAGAAGUGGGAGGUCAUGGGGGCCAAGAAGUAUUACUAUCUCGACAUGCUCGCAACCCACCCCAACUACAAUGGACGAGGACUGGGGUCGCAGCUCUUGCGAUGGGGGCUACACCGGGCGGAUGAAGCUGGGGUGGAUACAUUUUUGGCCUCGACCCCCCAGGGCCGACGGUUGUAUGAGAAGUAUGGAUUUCAAGUGGUGAAGGAGUACGAGGUGGUGGAGGGACAUGUUCAGGCGUCGAUGGUGCGGCCUGUGCGGGAAUGAGCUGGCAAUUUUGGUUGUUAGUUAGUGAGUUAGUAACAUGAUGUGCAUAUAUGUAAGAUAGAUAGAUAGAAGGACUACUGUUUAACUAGUUGACUUGGACCUGCAAGAAAAAGGAGAGAAAAGCCGAAAAUAGGCACGGAUCAUCG